Messenger RNA from Microsporum canis CBS 113480, 1785 nucleotides. Its product is annotated as protoporphyrinogen oxidase. Gene Ontology annotation, biological process: heme biosynthetic process. Gene Ontology annotation, molecular function: protoporphyrinogen oxidase activity, oxygen as acceptor. The record is from RefSeq and is a predicted model, not a curated record. Gene Ontology annotation, cellular component: mitochondrial inner membrane. The coding region runs from base 1 to 1785 and encodes 594 amino acids. Lineage: Eukaryota; Fungi; Ascomycota; Eurotiomycetes; Onygenales; Arthrodermataceae. The transcript has 3 exons.
AUGAGCUCAAGACGCUGGCCUGGCCUGGUCACCGAGAGCUGCCUGCGUCUACCACAAACAACAGCCGCCCUUCGCCAGCGAUGCACAAGAGGCUUGACCCUGUCGCGGCGACGGCGGCAGCAGCAGCUUCAGUUCUCCAGCACGUCCAGUCGAGACGAUAAACAGGUUGCUGUGAUCGGUGGUGGGAUUACCGGCCUGGCAACGGCCUUCCACCUGGCCCAGCAGCGAACCACGCAGGUCACUUUGUAUGAGAAAUCAAGGCAGCUUGGAGGAUGGAUGCAGUCGGAGACGGUUGAUACAGGCGACGGCAAGGUCGUCUUCGAGUACGGUCCGCGGACACUGCGGUAUCAGAUGCCGGAUGUGAUGCCUGUGGUUGAACUGCUGGCCCAGCUGGACUUGCUCAAGUCGACGCUGAGGACGAACAGCGGCACCGCUGCUGCUGUCAACCGAUAUAUCUACUACCCCGAUCACAUUAUCCAAGUUCCAGCACCACAGCCUGGAUCAAGCACGCUGAGCUUCAUCAGGCGUAUCCUAAGCCAGUGGAAUGAGCCAGCGUACAAGGGAUUGCUUUCAGGCUUCCUAGGCGAGCCAUUUCGAGAACUUCGAGACCCGAAAAUGCGCGAUGAAUCGAUAGCAGACUUCACUACCAGGCGAUUUGGAAAACCGCUCACUGACAAUUUCGUCUCUGCGUUAUUCCAUGGGAUAUAUGCUGGAGACAUAGAUCGGUUGAGCGCCAAAGCGACCAUGCCAUACUUCUGGAGCUGCGAAUUGGGUGAACACGGGGUCUUGAUGGAGAUAAUGGACCGGACAACGUCUGGAAAGAUGUCCCUUCAUAGAUAUAGCAAGCUAAAGGCGAUCAAGGAUAUACGGCGGGAUUACUCUGGGGAAUUUAACUCAAAGCUACCUCUAUUAUUUGCUGGAAGCAACAUGCUUUCCUUGAAUGACGGAUUGCACUCCCUCGUAUCAGCCAUGGACCGCCAUCUCUCUGAGCUUCCUAACGUGAAGAUCACCCGGGAGGCCGCUAUAUCUCACAUUCAAUAUGACAGAGCCAAGCAGUCAAUGAUACUCACUGAGGGAUCAAACAUGCCGCCAGUGAGAUAUGACUAUGUUGUUUCGACCACUGCAUCCAGAGUGCUGGCAGACCAGCUCCGUGGACCAGGGGAGUGCACACCCCCAACUGCGACGUCGAGGAUGCUGGCGGCAAAUAACUACGCCGUCAGCGUUAUGGUGGUCAACCUCUUCUACAGUGACCCUGACCUCAUACCAGUGCAGGGUUUCGGGUAUCUGAUACCUCGUUCUGUGCCGAUUGAACAGAACCCUGAGCGCGCGCUGGGUGUGAUAUUCAUGUCACAGGCCAUUGUUGGUCAAGAUACUGCUAAGGGAACGAAGCUUGCGGUCAUGAUAGGUGGCCACUGGUGGGAUGGAUGGAGCAGGUCUGACUUGCCGGACGAGCAAGAAGGCAUAGCCAUGGCAAAGUCGGUGCUUGCCCGCCAUCUUGGGAUCACUCAGGAGCCAGCCAUAGCCAGGGCCCGGUUGCAGCACAAUGCCAUACCGCAAUACACCGUUGGGCAUCACGACCGCAUGGAGGAGCUGCACGAGUCUCUGUCCCGGGAAUACGAUUCUCGCCUGAAGGUGGUCGGUGCCUGGUAUACGGGUGUUGGAGUGAAUGACUGCGUCACUGCCGGACGAGCCCUAGCUGCCGCCAUACGUGAUGGAAGCCAUGAGGAGACGGGCCUGGAGGACUACGUGAAUCCGAUGAAGGAGCUGACUGCUGCAAUGGUGUAG